Molecule: messenger RNA, 1502 nt
Organism: Varroa destructor (honeybee mite)
Lineage: Eukaryota; Metazoa; Arthropoda; Arachnida; Mesostigmata; Varroidae
Product: snRNA-activating protein complex subunit 1-like
Biological process (GO): snRNA transcription by RNA polymerase III; snRNA transcription by RNA polymerase II
Cellular component (GO): snRNA-activating protein complex
Molecular function (GO): sequence-specific DNA binding
Source: RefSeq, a predicted model, not a curated record
CGCACAGAUGUUCUGUUAUGACAAGUUUGUCGUCUGCUUUGUUUGUGAGUCGAAAUGGUAUAAUAACCGAAGGUGUUACGAUCCUUUGCGAGCUACUGCCUCGAACUCAAAAAAGAAAUUUGCGAGUUUCAUAUUUAUGCGUUUCCAGCUGUGUCUCAAAAUCGAGUGCAAAUCUAUCUAUCGAUAUGGAUGAGCCCGCUGUUUAUGUCGUGCUGUGCAAGGAGUCCGUGGAGGACUAUCAAGCGCCGGAUCAAACGGCAGCUGGCGUAACCGUCCCGCUCUCCAACGAAUGCAGCGUUUUUAGCUGUCCUACAUGCGGACAACAAUUCGCUAAGCGCCCUUACCUAGUUCGUCACAUCAAAACUACGCAUAACUUACUUGUCACGCCUGUAAAGCCGAAGGGCGAUCUCAUCGGAAAGUGUCCAUUUUGCUUGCGUCAUUUUCCAAAACGAAUCGACCUCUUGUUUCAUCUUGCCAAAGACCAUGAACAAGAAGAGGUGGUCAUCUUUAACAUGAGCUUCGAUGACUCGAAAAGCUUUAGCCGAUGGUUUGAAGAAGUAAAGAUGACAUAUCAAACUAGUUUCGCGUCGCACAGUGCGAAGGUUCUGCGGGAUGGUACUCGAACCAAAAUGUAUAACUGUAAUAGGGACGGCCAAGCAAAUGGACGAAAAACACGCAAAGUCUUUACCCGAGCAACAAGUGACUAUUGUACAGCGCAUCUAUUCGUACGAGAAAGUCCUUCGGGGAAAAUUUCCGUUCUGGGUAGUCCCACCCAUUUAAAUCACGAGGUAAAUGCUAGUCUUGUGACCAAACCUAACCUUCCAAUAACAUGCACGGCUAUGGGGUAUCGCCGAAUACUCGAUGAGACAAAAAGUGCAACUGAUCAAACAGCGAAAUUUGCGGAAGAAUUGCGAGUAUUAACAGAAAAGAUGAACAAUUUUUUGCACAUGAAACCCCAAGCGGAAGACACGCCACAGCGAAUUCACGGGCUCUUAGUAAAGAUGCAAAACCUCGUAAACUCUGUUAUCAUGUUGUAAAUAGGUUUAUUUUGAUUUAUGUACAUAUAGGAAUCACAACUGUUAGUCUAAUGUUCUUCCCUCCGUUUUUCUAUGGACGUCCGUUUGUCAUAGUUUACCUAACUUUGUGAACGUACAUUGUAUAAACGAAUCCAACGUAUGUGAUACUUUACUUUGAAUAAAGAUAUUAGUUAUAUUUUCAGAAAUUAUGCUUAGUCUUUAUUUAUUGAAAAUCGUUUAACAACCUGCCUUGGAUGUUUACACGUAGGCGAUUGUAAAUCGGUGAAAGCAGUGAGACAAAAGUCGUUCUGUUUUACAAGAGAACGAUCCUUUGUUCAACAUGGCAGGAGACAUUACUUCCGCAUUCGUUCAUUAUCUUGUAGAUCAGAACAAUCUCUUGCUUUGGUCUUUGCUUGGAAUAAAAGUGCAUAGAAGUGAAGCAACAUCAUGAGCUUGAACUGUGUUUAAUAUAAUACAUUGGGUUAC